Mycotypha africana is the source of this 2376-nucleotide messenger RNA. Its product is annotated as coth protein-domain-containing protein. The record is from RefSeq and is a predicted model, not a curated record. The transcript has 3 exons. The coding region runs from base 167 to 1960 and encodes 597 amino acids. NCBI's taxonomy places the organism in Eukaryota, Fungi, Mucoromycota, Mucoromycetes, Mucorales, Mycotyphaceae.
AAAAAAAAAAGAUUUCCCAUUUCUUCUUUCUUUCUUUUUUUAUUAUUAUUUUUUUCCCCAAAAUUACAAAAACUUGCUACCUUUUUACAUUCUUAACAUUCAUCAUUCGAUUGAAAUCAUAACAUAAUAUACUAGGAAGAAUUGCAUAAUCACAUUUAUAACAACAAUGAAAUUCUCAUUUUUAAUCUUAUCCACAGCCAUUGCUUUGGCUCAAGCUGGCAAUGUUAAAUUUAAUGUCGUCGCGCCCACCGCCACUGAAGUAAAGGUGUCUGUCAACGGCCAACAAGUCCCACUCACUGCUGUGGAUGCAAAUGUACCCUAUUUUACAGGUUAUGCUGACAUUGGUGAAGCCAAAGAAUACAAGUACAUUGCUGGAGGAACUGAAGAACCUUUCACUAGAAAGUUAGAUACAACCAAGCAAUCUACCUUGAAUGAUUUUUUCAAUCGUUCUGUUACCUAUGCUAAUAUCCCUAAAUUACCAUGGCCCAUUCAAAAUAAUCCUCAAUGGACUCGUGAAAAUGGUAAACCUUCUCUUUUCGAUGAAAACUACAUUCCUAGUAUCUUCUUCAACGGUGAUGCUGCUACCGUCAACAACAUUGUUCAAAAUGUUCCCAAAGAUCGUGUCGUCGGUACCCUCACUGUCAUUGGUGUUGACUUUGCCAAUACUUACCAAAACGUGUCCUUCGGUCUUCACGGUGCUGGUAAAAAGAAGAACAACGCCAAGCAAUCUUGGAACUGGGAACUGCAGCCUGGAGAUACUUUAGCCAAACGUACUUUCUUCAAGUUGCGUCAUAUGGAAGAAGAUCCUACCCAGAUUCGUGAGCGUUUGUAUUCGGAUGUAUUACAUGCUUUGGGUACCUAUGCCAACCAAGCCACCAUGGUCCGUCUCUUCAUCAACAAUGAAUUCUACGGUACUUUCAACAUGCUGGAUGACAUCACUCACUUCUCCUACAUCAAUGCUUUGUUCUACGGUGGUAAAACUCCUCAACAACAAGGUCUAUUGUUCGAUGGUCAGUCUGGUGCUGAUUUCGCCGUACAUACAGAUGAUGCAGACGGCUACGGUGCAUGGGCUCCCAAUCCUGCGAAUGCAGAAGGUUCAGAUGCUCUCGACCCCUUAUGUAAAGCCUUCAACACAACCGACGUGCGCGAUAAUAACGCUCUUGCCGCUUUUGAAAAGCAAUUCGAUACAGAUCACUUUUUGCGUUUCAUGGUCAUGGAAUACUUGGCUGGCCACUGGGACGGUUACUGGAUGGAACAAACCAACGAUGGUGUCUUCCAAGAACCCGAAACCGAGAAAUGGUACUACUUGGGUCAAGAUUACGACGCUACCUUUGGUGUGAACUUGGCUGAACCUGAAGGCAAGGAUUUCAUUUCUGUUUCUUACAAAGACUUCCCCACCCGUUAUCCUGGAGGCGUCAUGAUCAACCGUUUGCUAGAAAACGACAAUAAGCGCGCUACCUUUGAGAAAUACUUGACUGAAACCGUCCGCGUUCUCUUCAACAAUGCUACUUUAACGAACCGUGUCUUGGCCUUGCACAACUUCUUGUUGCCCGAUCUUCAAUGGGACCGUUCUGUCGUCCAAAAAUCUCCUGGCAUCAACUUUGGUUGGAACUUUGACCAAGUCACUCAGAACUUAUGGCAAGGUGUCAAUGCACCUAACCAAAAUGGCGGUGGUGCCGACUGGGGUUUGAUUGAAUGGAUUGCCACCAAGUCUCAACACGUCGCUCAAGAAUUCAACAUCAACGUCGUCACUGAACCUCAAGGUCCUCCCAGCAACACUUCUACCGUUACCCCUGGUGGUGCCAAUACCUCUAGCAAUGUAAGCAGCAAUGGUGCCUCUGAUACCACUUCCGCUAACAGUGCUGCUACUAAAGCUGAUAUGACCAGCGCUGGUGUCCAUCUCGUUCCUACGGCUGCUCUCUUAGCAUUCGUUGCUUCCGCCGUGGCUCUUCUUUUGUAAUUCCUGCCUCUCGUUUUUUCUAAAUGGGCAGGAUUCCACUUUUUUUUUUUUUUCCGUUGAUCAAUGGAUACGAUGAUCAAGUCAUUCCAUUCCAAUUCCUCGCCAUUUCCUAUCAUAUACCUCUCUCUCUUCCCUCCCCGUCCCCACCUGUAACAGUAGUCCCUUAAAUUCACAUUUUUGCAAAGACCAUCUCAUACCAAACCUAUUAUCGAACCUUUUUUUUUAUUUAAACAUCUAUAAUAUAUUAUUUUAUACACAUUUAUUUGUAUCCGAUGGCGGCAUAUUUAAUAUCUUUUUAUAUUAUUAUUGUUUGUCUUUAUCAAUAAUAUACUUUUUUUUUUUAAUUAAUAAAUAAUGAAUGGUGCUCUUCAUUCCUUUGAUAUUGGCUACGUUUUUUCUUUUUUUUUUUUUUUUUU